UUGAAAAUGACGUUUUUUGACAGUAGCGCUUUGUUAUCGAGUAGAAAAAUUUUCACUUUAUUUAUUAGAAAAAAAUUCUUGUGUAUAAGUGCGGGCAGAUUUCAUAUGGAUAUAAAAGAUGAAGCUAAGUCAAAGGAAAUUGUUAACAUCCCACCCAUCAUAUCAACGUACCGGCAUGCAUUACAAACUUUCGAUGACAAGAACAAAAAAGACUUAUCAACCAACUUGAAUAAAUUGAAGUUGAUGAUGGAUAAAUUAAAAGCUGAAGAUUUGGGGUUCGACAAAACCUUGAAUACUUCAGCGAUGUGGAAACGAGCAGGUAAAGCACCGUGCACGUACAUAGAAGUAUUCCAGAACAGUCAAAUCAACAUGAGUAUAUUUGUUUUGAAACCCGGCUUCAAGAUGCCUUUGCACGAUCACCCGCACAUGCAUGGGCUGUUGAAGGUUAUUUCUGGUGCCGUCAAAAUUAGGAGUUUCUCUGAGUCUCCUGUGAAAGGACCAAAGGGUGUAACAGACUUCGUGACGCGAGCGAAACAAGAAGCAGCACGUUUAGCACAAGGUGUACACAAACGGCGACGAUUGUUUGCAGAGAUAUCAAAUAACAAGGUAUGUUCAGCCGAGUCUCAGACAUGUGUUCUAACUCCAACCAUUUCAAACUACCACGAGAUACAAGCUCUGGAUAUGCCGGCAGCAUUCUUUGAUAUCCUCUCUCCUCCUUACGACACACUAAUCGAAGGCAUCGGACCGAGAAGAUGUCGAUAUUACCAUGUAGUUAAUGAAAUAAGCACCAAUGUAGUGGAAUUACAAGAGACUGAUGUGCCAGAAUGUUUCUACUGUGAUCAAGCCCCAUAUUUAGGACCGAUACUUGGUUAGGUACAAAUUAAAGCUAAGGUUAAUUAGAAUUUGAAAUUGUGGGAAUUUUAUAGUCAAUGUCUGUUUAAGAAGGCAGUCUUUGAAGGAUUCCUUUAAAAGCAUUGUGAGGCAAAACACUUUUUCUUUUUCGUCUUCAUGAGAACUAAGGAAGGCAAUUUAUAACAGCAAAUAUGAAUUUAUACAGGUAUUGGUAAAUCUGCCUGUGCAGUAACUCCAGGUAGAAAAUUAAUAGUGCAAAUGAUUUUGUGCCUUCAUUUCUGAUACGUUAGGAAAGACAGAAUAAUCAUGUUAAAGUUAUGUGAGGGUAGUCACAGUCCAGAAGUUACCAAUGUUAUUUGUAGCUAUAAAACAUAUCUACUUACGUAAAUAAAUAACAGACAAGUUUAUGUUUGUUAAUUUGGAAUUAAUUUAAGAUUUUAUGUUAUUAAUCAUACUACUUAUUCCAUUAAACUUAUUGAUUUGGUAAUCAAACUGAUUUUUACAAUAUUAUUAUUGUCAUUAACCCAAAAUGUUAUGAAAUAGAAAUAAUGAGGAAUUCCAGACUGAGAUAUCACAUGGUCCAAAGUAAUUAAGCCGGCACUGAAAAUAUAUUUGGAAAUAUAUAAAUUAAUAUCAAUAAAUCACUGUUUUUAGUCUCCAUUUUGGUUCUAUUAUUGUAGAAGCUAUAUGCCACAUAGAUUGUGUUGAAAAUAAAACAUAAAUUGUCUAUUGUUUGGCAAUUCCCAGGCUGGCAUCAGUGACUCAUGUUUAUCAUACUACUCUAUGUUUAGUUAGGCAAAACCAAUUAUAUUAUGAAUUCAUGAUAAUCUUCCUUAUAUAGUUAAUGCUAGGUCUAUGCAUUUGGAUUUUAUAUAAAUGACUUGAUGCAAGUAAUUACAGCAUUACUUCCAUUUGUAUUACUUCGAGCUACCCUCUUCAUUUGAAAAGUAACAUUCCAACGCUUCUGUUGUAUCUAUUUGGCAAUGUAAUAGCUCUAAGUCAUAGUUAUGAAGGGAUCCUCUAAUCUAUAGUUUUUCCUCAUUGAUUGCUAUUUAUUUCUUUUACUGCUGUAUUGAAAAAUCAUUUUUGUAAAAAUACCUCUUAUAUGCCAAUUGUAAUUUUAUUAUUUCGUCCAAUUUAUCACAAAUUUAAUUAACCGUGUGAUUAUUUCCUGAUCUCUUAAAGUUUUAUUAUUGUGAUUAUUAAUUAAGGUGGAAGAUAUAUUGUAAUUUGAAUUGUUAGUGGACUUAUUUGCACAGGAGUCCUUUGAGGAUGGUUGUUCAAGCACAGGACAAGAAUAUUGGUUGUGUGUGUUGACAAGCAUUAACUAUAUGCUAAUUAAUUCACUACAGAAAAAUGUAGCAUUUUUUACUUAGAGUUUGGGCUUGGACUAUGCAUUGUGUUGUGCAACCAACCUAAUAGUCAUCUACAGCGCAUAUUGAAUUUAAAGCCCCAUUUUAAGGAUGUAGGCUCCUGUCCUAUGCCUGAUUGAAUGUAUAAUGGUGAACAAUACUAUAGUUUAGAAAAGCAACUGCCAUAUUAUUAUACUUAUACGUAAAUUGACGUAAUAUGAAUCUAAAUUAUGUGCAACAUUAUAUCUACAUUUUAUUUUCUGACUAAAAUUCUGACUAUUUCUCUCUAAUUCUGUCAACACUAUAUACAGCGUGGAACAGAUUAUUUAGUAUUAAUUUUAUAAAAUAAAACCUACAAAAAAUAAAUAUAAAUAUAUUUAUUUUAUUUUGAUUGUAAGAAGUUAAGUUUUGCUAUUGUGUGUUCUAUCUUUUCCACUCUGUAUAUAACUUUUAUUUAGAAUUAAG
This is a messenger RNA of Pectinophora gossypiella (pink bollworm), 2669 nucleotides long. Its product is annotated as 2-aminoethanethiol dioxygenase. Gene Ontology annotation, molecular function: oxidoreductase activity, acting on single donors with incorporation of molecular oxygen, incorporation of two atoms of oxygen. The transcript has a single exon. NCBI's taxonomy places the organism in Eukaryota, Metazoa, Arthropoda, Insecta, Lepidoptera, Gelechiidae. The record is from RefSeq and is a predicted model, not a curated record. The coding region runs from base 7 to 873 and encodes 288 amino acids. Gene Ontology annotation, cellular component: mitochondrion.